This is a messenger RNA of Arachis stenosperma, 1154 nucleotides long. RefSeq names its product F-box protein CPR1-like. The record is from RefSeq and is a predicted model, not a curated record. The transcript is spliced from 2 exons. Lineage: Eukaryota; Viridiplantae; Streptophyta; Magnoliopsida; Fabales; Fabaceae. Bases 6 to 1058 code for a protein of 350 amino acids.
UCGACAUGACACGAUCUGCCGAUGUUAAGGUCCUUGGAUCCUGCAGAGGCUUCGUUCUCUUUGAUCGACACCCAUGUCUUCUUGUGGUAUGGAACCCACUGACUGGAUCCAAAAAAUUAAUAUCCUACUCUCAUAUUCUUUCUCGUUGUAAGCACCAGGACUUUAGCCGUCCCUCCAAAUUUCAUCUCUAUGGAUUUGGUUAUGAUGCAUCACAGGAUGAUUACUUAGUUGUUGUAGCUUGGCAGGAUAUGGAUGACCAUGAUCACUUUGACUGCUUUUCCUUGAGAACCAAUUCAUGGAUUGAUUUUGAUGCUGCACUCCCCAAUCCCUUGUUUGGUUUUGACCGCAAUUCUUUUGGGUUGUUCUUGAAUGACGCUCUUCAUUGGGCGCAAUUCUCUCCUAAAGUUUACAAGGAUGCUAUUCUUAUCUUUGAUCUGAAGGAAAGGACUUUCUCGAGGAUAUCUGCCCCGGAACAACUAGUAAUGUUUUCACGCGGUUAUUCAGGUCUAGCCCUACUAGGAGGCUGUCUAGCCUUGUAUUAUCGCGAUUUUAAUAGCUGUAGCACUGACAUAUGGGUGAUGAAAGAAUAUAAAGUGCACUCAUCUUGGACUCUCUAUCAGGUUCCUUGCAAAGUCUUUCAGCCAUUGUGCUUUUCCAGUAAUGGUGAUAUUAUUGGAAGAGAUUAUACUAAAAGAGGGGGCCUAGCCUUUUAUUAUCACAAUCGUGAUAGCUGUAACACUGACCUAUGGGUGAUGCAAGAAUAUAAAGUGCAUUCAUCUUGGACUCUCUAUCAAAUUCCUUGCAAAGUCGAAAAUGGUGAUAUUAUUGGAAGAGGUUAUAAUUUUCUCUACAUGUAUAAUCUCAUAGGAGAGGAACGUUUUAAAAAUCCUUGGUUAUGGGUUGACCUCUUUGCAUCCGAUGCUCUGUAUACAGAGAGUCUCUUGCCACUCCCUAGUGACAUUAAGGAUGAGGAUAAUAACAAUAAUAAUAAGAAGAAGGAAAAAGUCCAUCAAGUUCACCAUGAAUGUUUUGAACAACUUGAUGUUGCUAAAGGUUAGCAUCACGAAGGAUUCAAACAAAGAAAGAGAAUUAGGAGCCAAACACAAGUGAGCAGCUUGACACACCGAGAAGAACAUUGGAAAAGUGCAAAUGAA